GUCCGGCCGGCCGGCGCGCGGUAAUGCCCGUCGGAACCGUGAGCCGCCCGUGCCACGCCGCUGUUUUCCCUGCGCCCCCGCAGCACCGGCGCCCUGUGCCCGUCCCUGUCCGCCAUAUAUACCGGCCCCGCCUCAGAACUCGGCCUGAAGCCCGCAGCCUCCUCGAUCCCCAAACCCAUCUAGUGAUUCCCGUCAUCUCCUUCAGUUCGCAACGCACAUAGCCAAAGCCAUGGCGGCGGCACACCUCGCUUGCGCCUUCUUCUUCGACGCCGAGCCGGUCGGCGAGCCCAGGCUGCCCGCGCUGGACGCGUGCUCGCUCUGCGCCAAGCCGCUGGGGCGCGACAGCGACCUCUUCAUGUACCGAGGGGACACGCCCUUCUGCAGCGAGGAGUGCCGCGACGAGCAGAUGCAGUUCGACGCCAUCCGGGCCAGGCAGGCCGCAAGGUCGGCCGCCCGGAGGCACCAGCAGCACUCGUCGGGAGCGGAGUCGCGGAGUGGGCACCAGGUGACGAGGAAGGCAUCCGCGGUGGCGAGCUGAACGGGUAGCUGGACUCUGCACAUCCAGUCAUCCAGAGACCUGAUGAGCAAGGGCUGGUUGGUCUCCGGAAGGUACGGGGAAGCAUCAACCUGCUGAUGGCCUGAUGGGACACGAGGGAGAGCUCCGUUUCUCCGUCACGCUUUGCCCGGCCUGAGCAGCGCGAUGAUGGCCGGUGCCGGUGGAGGAAGGAUCCGUGAGAGUUCAUAUGCACUGCAUGAGGCUUUGCACUCUCCAACAGAGAAAAUUCCUAUCGGGUCGAUGGUGCCAGAGUGCAGGUGUGUAGUAAGAUUUAGCCCAUACAAACGCCGUGUUGUACAUUUGGGAAGCUUGUUUCCAAAUUCCAGCCAAAUUAAUUUCCAUACUAUCAUUGUUAUGUGCCUGAAUUGGUUUGUAUGGAAACAAAUGCACGAGUCUGUCUGCUAAUUGCGUCAUCUGUAUAGUAUCGACAGUGUAUAGUUGCUUCGAC
Molecule: messenger RNA, 1004 nt
Organism: Panicum virgatum (switchgrass)
Lineage: Eukaryota; Viridiplantae; Streptophyta; Magnoliopsida; Poales; Poaceae
Product: FCS-Like Zinc finger 3-like
Exons: 1
Coding region: 230-538 (102 amino acids)
Source: RefSeq, a predicted model, not a curated record